GAGAUAUUUGAUCACGGCCAGGUUGCAGGGAUGGAUGUAUGCCCGUCCAGUUGUGCUGAAAAGGCUGCGCGUUGGCCAGGUAGGCACGAGUUGGAAUUGAAGCACCUGGAAACCGACAUCCCGAAAGCCGCUCGCAUACUCUGCUGCGUGAGGAUCAUGACCCUGUGACAUAAAUAGUCACAGGGGGCGCUUCUUUGCUGUGUUGGCCAGACAGCACCACCACGACCAUGAACGAAAUGGAUCGCGUCACGCAUCUGCGGUUUGAAGCCAUCCAGCAAGAGCUCAACCGACUUCGCACCGACUACAGAUACCUGCGGGGACUGCAAGAGAACGCCUCAGACGCAACCAGCCAUGUUCAAUCCCAACUAUACCACGUGCAGGCGCUCUUGGAAUCUCUCCAGCGGACGCAAACGGCCGACGCUACCGACUACACUGCGCAUCUGCCCCCCCUCAUAGGUGGCCCGAGACUCCUGGAGCCAUUUAGAGAGGAACCACGCCCGUUACCCAAAUCAUUGUCACUCGGCGAGCGGCCAGACGUUCCUGCUUAUCCAUGGAUUGAGCAUAGACGGCGUCUCGAUGCCUCCGCUCCGAUCGCGCCGACGCCACGGAAUCGAGUGCAGACGCACAUGACAAGCGCGUCGGAUGUGUCGCCCUGCAUGAUUACUCCGUCACGUGAAUCUGCAGGGACAGGAUCUCGGACGCCGAUCACACCCCGUGCAGCAGUUCCGCGCACGGGCUUCGUUAAUUCCUGACGAGCUUCGGCGAAACACGAGGCGACAUCCCAGAACUGGGUGAUGGGUCCUGUUUGGAGCUCGCACAUCGUCGUAGGCAGAGUUACGUAGUCGUAUGCAAUCAUGAAC
Dissoconium aciculare CBS 342.82 is the source of this 860-nucleotide messenger RNA. RefSeq lists its product as uncharacterized. The record is from RefSeq and is a predicted model, not a curated record. The coding region runs from base 237 to 752 and encodes 171 amino acids. NCBI's taxonomy places the organism in Eukaryota, Fungi, Ascomycota, Dothideomycetes, Mycosphaerellales, Dissoconiaceae. The transcript has 2 exons.